GCGCGCGCCUCUUCCCGGCUUGCCCUCCACUACUUCCCGACUGGGAGGUUCUGGGGUCGGGAAUCCCGUCCUCGCUCUGCUGGCAGAUCUUUGUUUGUGUUUGCGGAGACUGGAGGAAGCCUCCAGGAGCUAAUGGCUGCCGUUGCGUCUCAGUGUUCGUCGUAUUUGGGACGUCUGUCAUGUGGAGCUCCAGAAACGCUGGGCGUUGUGUCCGCUGGCUGGACAUAAGCAGCGAAUGGUGUUCUCCGUCCGGUUAAUAUGCAUAACGUUCUCGUCUAUUGGAGAACGGGAUUAUUUUGCUGAUGGACAGGUGAACGUGCCCAGGUGGUCUUGUAACAUUUGAAAAGCAAUGGAAGAAGCAACAAGCCAAAUGCAGCCCUUGAAUGAAAAUCAGGUGCCAAACUCUGAAGGAGGAUAUGUAUGGCAGGUCACUGACAUGAAUCGAUUGCGCCGUUUCUUGUGUUUUGGUUCUGAAGGAGGUACUUACUACAUCAAGGAACAAAAACUGGGCUUUGAGAAUGCUGAUGCUCUGCUGAGGCUUAUUGAAGAUGGCAAAGGCUGUGAAGUGGUACAGGAAAUAAAGACAUUCAGCCAAGAAGGCAGAGCAGCAAAACAGGAGCCCAUAUUGUUUGCGCUUGCUAUUUGCUCACAGUGUUCUGAUGCAAAAACAAAACAAGCAGCUUAUAAGGCUGUCCCUGAAAUCUGUCGCAUACCAACCCAUCUCUUCACUUUCAUUCAGUUUAAAAAGGACCUGAAGGAGGGUAUGAAAUGUGGCAUGUGGGGUCGUGCUCUGAGGAAAGCUGUUGCAGAUUGGUACAAUGGAAAGAAUGGCAUGGCUGUUGCCUUAGCAGUGACAAAAUACAAGCAAAGAAAUGGUUGGUCUCAUAAGGAUCUUCUCAGGUUAUCCCAUCUGAAGCCUGCAAAUGAAGGCCUUGCUGUGGUCACAAAGUAUUUAAUGAAAGGUUGGAAGGAAGUGCAAGAAGCAUAUAAAGACAAUACAUUUUCUACUGAGACUGAAAAACUAUUAAAAUAUUUAGAGGCAGUAGAGAGGGUGAAGCAUACAAAGGAUGAAGUAGAAGUGAUUCAUUUGAUAGAAGAGUAUAGUUUAGUUCGGGAACACCUUCUGACAAGUCAUUUGAAAUCAAAAGAGGUGUGGAAAGCUUUGCUGCAGGAGAUGCCCUUAACAGCAAUGUUGAGGAAUCUAGGAAAGAUGACAGCAAAUUCUGUUCUAGAACCAGGAAGCCCAGAAGUAACAAUAGUUUGUGAAAGACUAAGAAAUGAAAAACUUCUUAAAAAGGCUCGAAUACAUCCAUUUCACAUUUUGGUUGCAUUGGAAACUUACAAAGGAGAACGUGGCUGUCGGGGAAAACUUCGCUGGCAACCUGACAAGGAUAUUUUGGAAGCUCUUGAUGCUUCAUUUUACAAAACUUUCAAGGCAGUAGACCCAACAGAGAAGCGUUUCCUGCUUGCAGUUGACAUCAGCAGCUCUAUGUUGCAAAAAGUUUUGGGUAGCGUUCUGAAUGCUAGUACAGUUGCUGCAGCAAUGUGUAUGGUUGUUGCACGCACUGAAAAAGAUUCCCAUAUUGUUGCCUUUUCCCAUGAAAUAGUCCCAUGUCCAGUGACUGCAGACAUGACAUUACCGCAAGUGUUACAGAAAAUGUCUGAGAUUCCAAUGGGUGCCACUGAUUGUUCGCUUCCAAUGCUAUGGGCUCAAAAAACAGGUGUAGCUGCCGAUGUCUUUAUUGUAUUUACGGAUAAUGAGACUUUUGCUGGAGAAAUUCAUCCUGCCACAGCCUUAAGGAAAUAUAGGGAGAGAAUGGGUAUUCCAUCCAAACUAAUAGUUUGUGGAAUGACAUCCAACGGCUUUACGAUUGCAGACCCAGAUGACAGAGGCAUGUUGGAUAUAUGUGGCUUUGACACAGGAGCACCAGAUGUCAUUCGAAACUUCACUUUGGAUUUGAUUUAAAGUUGUGAGCACCAGCUUUGAUGAUUCAGUCAGUUCUCAGCUGAAGACUUUGAUCUGGGUCUCCCAGUCAGACUGUACUAACUUAUGGCUGAAUUUGAUGCACCUAUCGAUAUGCUUAACAUUGUUAAGGGGAUGUGAAGAGAAUUAGAAGUGAAAUUCACUUUCCGAGGAGGCUGUUUACAUCUCUUGCAUAUAGUUUAAAAAUAGCAAUUGAAAGCUGACUGGAAGUAGUUAUGGAACACAGUGUAUGCUCUUAAUUUUUUUUUUUUUUUUAAUGAUAGCUUACCUAUAACAAGGUAUUCCAAUCACUGUAGAUUUUAUUUUCUAAUAAUAAUUGUAUUACUCCCAGGUUGGGAAGUUAUUUUAAUGUUUUAGUUUGUGUUAUAUUAAUAACUGUUUGCUCACGUAUUUUUUUAUUCUUUGUAUUGACAAGGAAAAGUGGGGCCAGGUCUGCACUACAGGUUACCUCACUUCUAUCAAUGCGCAGUGGUUUGCAUUGCUUACAGCACAUUUAUAUCUGGCAACUUUCUGCUUUUCAGUGCUUCUUGGAAUAGAUGGAAGAUUCUGUUAGCUACAUGUGUUGGGUUAUUUGGGGACAACUGGAUUGUCUCAAGGGAUUUGUGAAUGGUGUUUGGUCUAAUUCCUUCCAUGUUUCAGAAAAGGGUUGCAAGAAUUGUGCAGUUGUGUGGUAAUGCAUUGUGAUCCUACCCGUUCAUAAAUAAGCAUCCCCCCUGCCCCCAAAUUUUCUGUCUUUCCUGUUAUGGACACUAACAGCGCUCAUUGAGCAAAUUUGUGUAUUUGCACACCUUAUCAAAGGACAGUGAUAUCCUAAACCUCAUCUUUUGAAGAAAGGUGAGAAAGAAGGGAGAAGAUAGUAUGGGCCAAUAGAUAAAUGUUGUGAUGACCAAUUUGUGGGAUUUAUGCCCACAUGCAUAUGUUUUGUGUGAUAAACUACAGCAGAAAAAUACUGAUACUCUGAUAUUGUCUUAAACAUGAUAAUACUGUACAGAUUCCCAGUUAUUUUCAAUGCAGUUAAUGCUAAUAAAACAUAGGAUUAUAUUUCAGUCACAGGUGCCUCCAGUGAGCUGUUAUAAAAUAUUAGUUCCGACAAAGCCCUAAGAACCAGCCUCACAAGUUUUCAAUUCUGUGCUAUAGAUAGAUUCUUCCUGGAAUGCACUAGACCACAUAACUGUGAUGGGAUAUGAAAACUACAAAUCAGAAUAAAACUGCAGGAAAUGAAGGUUGUAGUAAAAUUGUAAUGGAUAUUAUUGGGCUUUUCUGGGUUGGAAUAUAUUAGGUAUAUUCAACUCCAGAAUCCUCUCCUGCACAGCCCCCUUUAAAAUGGAUAGGAUGUAAAUAAGAGCAACUGCGAUCAAAUCCCAUUAUCUUUGGUGAGUCUGUGCAGGAGACGUUUCCAACAGAUUGCACCCUUAGCCUUUGCAGAAAAUCUGUGCUAAACUGCAACAAAAUAUAUUUAGAACAAUAAUUGAUAUAAUACAGAAAAGUUGGAGUCAGCAUGGCAUAUAGUACAAAGACACUUUUAAAGUAGGUUAGUCAUAGUUUGGAUUUGGUUUGACCAAUUUCUUCCAAGUAUGUUUCAGAAAAUACUUUUUCUCAGUGCAACCUGGUCCUUUUUGGGAAAUAAUUAUAUGAUCCAAUGUGCUAAUAUACAUGCUACAGCAAGUGGCUUAGGUGAGACUCAACACAGUUCUCAUUUGCUUUAGACAUAAAUGGACAAGAUUCAUGCAACAGACUGCUUCUUAUACCAGUCAAAUAUUUUCACACUGAAUUCUGUAUAAAAGUUGUAUACUGUAGGUACUUGCCCUUUUAUUUUACAGCUCCAGAACAGUACUUGCAGUGUUAUUUUAAUCUUUUUUUUAAAUGAGUAGAGCAAUUUGCUGAUAGUAGUAUUUUUUGAAAAUGUAAAUGGGCUAGAAUAUGCAGUUUUUGCAGGGUAUCUAUCUUGGAAUCUGAUAUUACAUUCAAGAUGAGAGAGGUUAUAUAAUUUGAGCUUAAUAUAAAGUUGCAACAUUUAACUGAUCAGCAGAUUAAUUUUUUUUUUUUUUACUAAUUGGGUAACAUUUUUUUAAAAAACAAAUUUUUAAUAUAAGCACUUAUAAGAACUUCAGAUGGCAGGCACAAAGAAACCUAGUGUAAUAUUUUCAGAAUAUAAUAAUAGAAAUUUGGUACAGUUCAUGUGUUAGGGGUAAUUUCUUUAACUACUGAGAUCUGUAGUUACUCUGCCUUCCACAGAAGCAGCAAACCAAUCAGAAGAGCUAAUAUUUAAAAUCAUGGAAUUUGAAGACUUGAUGGCUGCAGGGGUCUCUGUCUUUAAAUAAUCUUUAUUAAAGAAUACUAGAAGUUGUUGAAAACGUUUCUAAAGUUUCAGGCUACUAUUGAAUUCUUGGAUGAUAUUUAUUAUAAAUUAGUUCUCUUGUGUACUUUCUGAGAAAACUCUUUAAGAUAUUUCCUGCAAUGGUAAAAAAAUAAACACUGUUCUGCUUCUCAUGACUAUUAUGCCUCUUCCUAUACAGAGGUGGUCAUCAUGGGGGAUGUGCAUGCUUGAUCCAGAGAGUCUAUUGAUACUUACUAACAAAAUGAACAGAACUGUUCCCUUCAAUCCAGUAUGAGAAUCUUGAAAGUACAGAAAAUAGUAAAGGAUAGAUUACUGCUAAGCCUGGAAGUUGAGAGUUCCUAGGCAUAAACAUUAGUAACGUGGAUUUUUAAAUGUUGGCUUUGUAUGGCAUAUAUAAAGUUUUGGUGUAAACUUUAUGAUGAUUUAGAAAAUCAUCUAAUAUGCAAAUACAAAAUAACUGAAGUGACAUUGUGUAGCUUUAGCACAAAUCUUGUGUACUGAAAACUUAAAAAUAAUGCAGCUGUAUCUGCAGCAUGAUUUUAUUAUUUAGAAAUAAAGAGCACUAAUUCUUUUGCAAGUAGAGAUUUGAGAAAAAUUCAGAUGUAACAUUUCCCCCUUAUUGACAAGUAGCUGUAGCAGCAGAUGAAUGCAAAGUGUUAAAAUGGAAUGAAAAAUCCAAAUGAAACUUUAGGAAAAGCACAAGCAGAACCUAGUUUCCUGCUCCUAGGCUUUGGCUAGAACCUGAAGAGUUUUCUUUAGGUUUGGGUAUUUGCAAAGAUAGGGGGUACAUCCUGUAGAAUAUGUACCUUCCUAGCCUCUUAAAUACUGUAUUGCAAACUGCAUUUGAAACUUCCUUCAGCUUCAAAAGAGACUUGCCAUAUGAUAUUAGAGUGUGGGCCAACAACUGUUUGGAAAACAGAAGUCCAAAAAUCCUCUGUGUGUGUUACUUAGUCACAUGGUGGUUUCAAUCCAUGCCUAUCCCAAAAUGUUACCAUACAUUCCUUGAUGAAGGAAAACACAUUUCAGCAGAAUUAGCUCAUAGACACUAUGAUUCAUGAUGCAGAAUUCUCUUCUAUGACUGUCACUGACUUGAUUUACUUAGCACUUACUUAGAGUUACUUAGUCCAGAACUCCUAGUUUCACCUUGUUGACAAAUGCUGACUGGGGGAGACAGUAGGAGUUCAAAAUAGCAUUGAAAAAGGUAAAUGCUGAAUUGGGUUUAAAAAUUUCAUGCAAAAUGAAAUUAUUAUUAUUAUUAUUAUUAUUAUUAUUAUUAUUAUUAUUAUUAUUAUUUUGCAUUUAUAUCCCGCUCUUCCUCCAAGGAGCCCAGAGCGGUGUACUACAUACUUAAGUUUAACUUAAAUGAGUUGCCUUUUACCAAAGAAUACAAGUUGGCUUUUCAAAUUAACUAGGAGGGGAGUUGUCUGCCAAUAUUUUAUCAAAGUUAAAUGUAAGAACUAGUAAAACACGGUUUUGCAAAGGUCUGUAUCUACAGUAUGUAAAAGUUCCUCAGGGAUAUGGGUGACUAUUCUGUCAAAAAUCUACAAAGUUAUAUAAGUUUUGUCUGUAUUGUGGAGGCAUCAUUGUAGCAGAUAAGGAGGAAGGAUGGAGGAAGCCGAUCAGAACAGAAGGUGAUGUAUCAUAAUUGGUCUUGUAUCCAAGACGACUAAGGUCCAAGCUGCAUGUUAUAUUAAAUGCACCUUUGACCCUGACAUGCUUGACUUUUAUUACUAAUUAGCAGCCAGUGGGAGGGGGUCUGGAUCAGGACUGCAGGGUGGAGUGAGGAUUGCUAAUCCUUUGCCUGCACUCCUGUCAUGAUCUGGAUAGCCCAAUGCUGCUUCCCACCCAAUGCUGUUUAGAAAAGAAACGCUAAGCAAGAGGAGCCAGUGGUACAUUUAACAUAAUGUGUAAUUUGGCCUCAAGGCCAUUACUUAUUUUCUGUAUGCUGUAUAUUUUACUUGUGUCUUGUCCUCUAUUAUCAGCAUCUAUUGCAUACAAUAUUUACAAACCCAGUGAGAUGGAAUAAAAUGUAUUCUGUGCAUGUAGGCAGAAUAGGCAGUCUUCAUUUGGUUGCUUAAUAAAGCAUUGUAAAGCAUUGCUAUGGAAGAGGCUGUGAUGAGAGUAGCCGAGCACUUGAAGGAUCUGGAUGAAUACUUGCAUAAGCAAGAUGAAUACUUGUCUGCUAAAUAUGGAUGUGUUUAUAGAAUUUUAUGAUGGCAUAAUGUUUUAUUUUUGGUAAAUCAGCUAUGAGUUCAAAAGAAAAUUUAAAGCUCACUAUAGCAGAUCUAAGCUGCUUACUCUGGAAAAGUUGUAUAAACCUGAGCGUGAAGCUAAACUACUAUUGAGGACAGUUCCUAGAAGGGGACGUGAACAUUCAUAAGCUACAACUGACAAAUUGUUUUAGUAAUGACGUAUAUGAGUAAUUCAGCAUGGGGGAAUACAGAUUAAGAACAUGAUUCUAGGUUGUUUAAAAGGGAUAUUGGGAGGAAACAGGAAAAGUGUAUUGCUUGAAAACACUUGGUUCUCUCUUUGUAGGAUAGGCAAAACUAUAAAAAAAAUCCUUAAAGAAUCUGAUAUCAAAGUGAAUUCUGAAUGUGCAGAAACAGAAGAAUUUAAUCAGUUUUGGUAUGGCUGUGAUUUAGCUCUUUGCCAGAUACUGAGAAGGGAAGCAUCUUUCUAUUAAAGUCUCUUUUGGAACCUGAACAUUAAUUUUAAAAGAAGGUAAAAUGAGAGCUGGUUAAUGCCAAUAAUUAGCCAUUUCACAAUCCUAGUUGAUGGGUGUGCACUCACAGGGCCUUGUGUUUUCUUAUAUGAAGAGAGUUGUUCCAUGUGCCUGUGAGGAUUCCAUGCUCUGUGUGUAAAACAUUCUCUAGGUCAGUGAUCUUCAUUAUUUUUCAAGUGAGGGCCACUUUGGCCAAAAAAAACACCCCCUGAAGAUAAGUGCCAUUUUCAACUGCAUUGAUCUCUGCACUGUGUUGCACUUUUCCCAGUGCCAGAGGGGCCCUUUAAGAGAAAUGAAGCCCUAUUGAGCCCCAGUACCAUCCUGCAUGCAUGGAGCACUGGGCAGUGUAGUCCUUCCCAGUGCUUCCUCCAUAAAGGGGGAGCGAAUGCACUGGAGUGGUUAGCCCACCCACGCAGGACUAAGUGCAAUAUUGUGUGGUGGAAACAGUCACCUUUGCCAGGAGGCUGUGUGGCAUAUUUGGCUUCAGCUGAAGGCCUAAUGAACAAUUAGACAGGGAGCCACACUUAGGGUGGAUGGGAGCUGCCGUUGGCUCUCAGGCCUUUCAAUGAAGAACACUGCCCUAUCUUAUAGAAGAAAUAUAAUGGGUAAACCCUUGAUGUGCAGAGCACUAUGUGUGCAUCAUAUCUUCUGUGUCCAGUAAAUAGUAUCUGAUCCUUUUGUGGAACACAAAACUGGUUAUUUUUAUUUUUACAUCGCUAACUUUAAAUCUCUUUCUUUUUUGAUAGAUGUAGAAUAUCCAUAUCUAUAUGUCUAAGUCAAAAAAUUUAGCAACUCCUUUGUGACUUGGAAAACAUGGCUGUUCUUACAGACCUACAUGGUGGUGCUGAAUGAAUUGUGUUCCAAACAGAUAGCUUUCUCUUAAAUUUUCUCUUAAAAUUUACAGAGGUCAUGCCCCUUCUCCCUCCACCUCCUUUUGGUCAUUUUAUUUGUUUCAAGUUUUCUGUUCUCCAGGCAGGUUCUUUAUUGUUAACCUGACCUUUAUUCCUUUUUAUUCUAAAUCUUCUUUCGCUCUUUCUUUCUUUUGCUUAGACCAUGUUCUUCUGGUUGGAGCUAGGACCCUGGCAGCACCAGCUCUCAGCUGCAAUGUCUCACAGUGACCACUGGGAGUGGGGUGGGUCAUGGAUAAAAGUGCUGGAGUCCCCACUUUUUGUUCUUCCAGUGUUAGUCUCCAUUUUGUCUCUCUAGAGAUGGCUGUUUGUUUUGGUCUUUGUCUUCAGCCAUGAAAAUUAAGCUACAGGCUUUUUCACAUUUGUUUGUAACCUUUUCUUUAAAUAAAUCAUUGCAGUCAUUCAGUACUAAAGAACUGUCUCAAGAACUCUUGCUUCUGCUUUCUCACCAUACUGGUUUUGUUCUGCUAUUUGGGGACUGAACGGCCAUUCUUCCCCUAUACUUAUGCCUUCUGUCAAGUCAUAGGUCAAUACUAUAAACGGGUGUAGAUGUAAUAUUAACAGUUAUGAAGGAGUGGGCUGUGGGAUCAUGUGUGCUUUCUCCUCUCUAUGUGAAUUCCUGCUGCCCCCUGCCCCCCACCAGCUUCAACUAUAGCUAAGGAUUACAUCUGUAUUUAUCAUGGUUAAUACUAAUCCAGGAUUCAUUCUUAAUCAGGAUUUUAAAUCCAUUUCCAUCCCUUGUUUCAAAUUUGGUUUAAGUGUAAUUCCUGAGUCUAAUUAUGAUUACUGUUGGUGCCAACAUAACCCUAAACUAUUUUAUUGGCUGUUCGGAAGAAUUAAUACCAGAGGAAGGAGUGAGCAAUCAUACAACUGACUCCCAGUUUCUGAAUCAUGACUAAGGGUUCAGAACACCACUCAGAAUCGCAAAAAGACUGCACUGGCCUCUGGUGCCCUGAUGGUCAUACAAGUCUGCUUUCUGUAUCAAGUUUGCUUUUUCCACUGGAAACAGUGGAUCAGCCUGAAUACUCCGUCUUCUAGCUAGAGGAUGACUUGAAUGUUUGAUGCCUGCCCAUGUUUAAUGCAGCACCAAAGACUUCUUGUUGAGGUAGUUUCACUAAAAUGUUGAUAAUAGGUUUGAGAAACUGAGUGCCCAGUGGGGUAGGAAGGUGUGGGAUACAAACUGAAUAAAUAAAAUCAUGGCAUUAGUUGAGUAUCGUAAAAAUAAGUAACAGCCUACUUCAGUGAAAAUUUUAAAAACACAAAAUUAAGUUGGGGAUUGUUCUUGGAGGGUUUUUUUUUUUUUUUAAACUUGGAUGUUUUUAAAGUCUCUUUCUAAACGAAAACAGUUCUAUAGCUCAACUUAAAUACAGCAGAUGUGUAUGAUAGGACAUUAUAUUGAAUGGAAGUCCUUAGUUGUUGACAGUUACCUACUGUAGAAGCAUAAACUGAAGGUUUAUUACUUGAUAAAGUAUACAGUACAUUCAAUAGUGCUCUCUGCUUAAUCAAAAUUGUGGCAUCAAUCUAAUUCAGAUCCUGAGUUUUAUCGAAAAGCAUUUAUUGUAAAUCUUUUGAGAGAGGUUGGAGAAGUGAGAAGGGCUCUGAUAUUCUACUCACACUUGUGCAAAUUGUGAUGCUUGGGCCAACAGAGUGUUUUAAAAAUCUGACUGGCAGAUUUUAAGGAUGUAUCCAAUAUUCUCUCUAAUCUUUUUCAUGUGUGUGUGUAAUAAUUUUUGUUCUGGCCGGCAGUAUCAAAGCAUUGUGUGCUCAUGUAUAUUCAGAGCGGGGCCUUCCUAAUUCAAUCUGAGCGGGAUCUAAAAUUAACUGUGCGGACAUAAAAAAAAAACUUGUGUGUGUACACCUUAGAGGGAAGACUGGAUGUAUCGUUUUGUAUUGGAUAUGUAUAAACUAACAAUGUUUAAUACAAGUGGCUGAGUGUAGUGCUCGUUCUUAUAGGCAAGGAAGGAAAGUAUGAUAAGAGCAGAAUAAAUUUGAUAAAAUGGUACAUUGGAAAUGUACUACUUGUGACUUGCAAAACAGUGAGAGCUCCAUUUGUAUUGUGAGAGUCUGAAUGUAUAAGCAUAUGGCUGUGCUUCUAAUACUGCAGAGGGUUUUUUUUGGUCAGAUAUUUGUGAAUCUGGAGGUCUCUUUGGAGUAUAGAAAUAGUAACACUGAAUGAAUGAAUGAAGUGUAAUAGGUUCUACUACAAUAACUGAGCACAACAGAGAACAACCAACCCUUCUCUUACUCCUUGUCCCUACUGAAAUAGCACCCUAUGCCACUGCAAUGGCACCCUGGGAUGUGCAGGUAGGUGCUCGGAUGAUUGCAAAAUGCAUAAAUAAUAUGGAAAAGAAGCAUACCAAGAAUAUUAGGCUUCUCCCUGAUACACAGGUUUUCCAUAUGGCCUAAACCUUUUUCAUGAAGGAAUGUACAAAUUAUGUGGCCCACAACAGCAAUCUAAUGUAACACAGUACAUACACAGAUGUAUCAUUUGAGCAAGAAGAGGUCUUGCAUUCACAUUUUAAGUUGAGCAGCUUAACCACUCCCCCACCCCACCCCACCCCCAUCACCUGCUUAGAAUAAUAAUAAUUUGUUAAAGGUGUACAUAUGUGUUGGGGACAAUAUAUUGGCAAGGGGCUCAAAUGUAAUUUAACUUGAGACUGGUUUUUUGGUAAAAGAAGAGCCUUAAUUUGUUAAAUGCCAUAAUGUUUAGAAUGCCUUAAGAAACAUGGUAUCAUAAGGAAUGGGCACUCAUUAGAAUCUGUGAAUGUGCAACUUCCCCCCUAAUCCCCUGGUGGAUUUUUGUUUUAAGCCACACCAUCUAGAGAUUUGAGAAUACAGAAUUUAACUGGUUAGCACUAAGUUGGCAAGGGGGUGGGCUUAAUUCUUUGUGCAAAGGAGGAUAAAAAAAUUAAAUGUCUUUGAAGUAUUCAUUUUACAUGUUAAUGUAGGUAAUACCAAUUUUUUUGCAUUGAUUGUAUUGUGCUGUUUGAAAACACUGUAUACAAAAACAAAGUGGUACCCAUAGACCAGAUUAAUUUAUUUUAUUAAUAUUGUGGCAAGAUAGAUCAGCUUUGGCUGAGGAUUCAGUGUCAGUUCUUUAAGAAAUGUUGAGAUAAAAAUAUUGACCAGCAUUUGUGCAAAAAGUUUUUUUAUUGUAUGUUUAAGUGUGUGUCUAAUUUUGUAGAUAAAAAUUACUUAACAGUUGUAAAGAACUUGGCAAAGUUUAACUCUUGCAGUGGCAGGAAAAAUGCAGUUGUACAGGUCUAUGUGUUGGUGUUUCUUUACAUUAUGUGUUAAAGGUACAUUAUACCUUUCAAAAUAAGGAGGAAGCCUACCAACAAGCUAAUGAAGUGCCCACUUGAAUUUUUAUGGUGGGAGUAUGUCUCUACAUCUCUACUUUCUCUGUUUCUACUGUUUGGCUUGCAUUUUGAAUUAGAAGUUGCUGCUCAAUCCUUUGAAGGACAAAACUGCUUUCUGUAAGCAUUGUAGUGGGAAACUACAUGUUACAUUCAAAUGGGUAUAGAAAAUCCCUGAUCACAUUUUAGAAAGACAAACAGCUGAAGGAGGGACCUGUCAUGAAUGAAGAAGCACUAUGUGAUGUAUUUUUUUGCCCCAUCACCUGCUUUCCAGUUUCAGAUAAUCUCAGUUGUUUUUCUGAGGCUUAAGACUCCUGUUUUGCAAGAGCAAACUUAUCUGUGGGGGCUGAUUUCAGGGGUGGGGGGAAGCUGGCUGGGAAUAAGUUGCUUAAAGCUUACAUUUUUAAAUUUUCCCCAUCAACCAAAAAACUGUCAAACUUCACAAAACACAUUUGCAUGUAACAUGCACUUAGACCCUAAGCUCUUUGUUGGUUUCUUGAUUGCUGCUUUAAAAAUAAAUCAGCCUUAGUAGUGCAUGAUCACCUUAAGAGGUGAAAAAUUCCUCAGUAGGCAGGGUACUUUUUAAUCUUACUUACUUAUACCCCUCAUCUUUGAAUAAUUAAAUGACUGUUUUUAAACUACAAGUGGCAUGUUCCUAAUCUGCAUUACAAUUUGUAGAAGAAAAGUACAAAAUAAAUUUUAUGCAUAUAAUUAUUUGGACUUCACCACUAAUGGCUGAAAAAUCAUUAUGAAUUUCCUAGCAAAAUGCCCACCAAAUCUGGGAACAUGUUGAAUGUGUGAUUCUGAGUGCUGGACGCUGCUCACUUCUGUAUGCCCUUUGCUUCCAGCCCUGUUAAGCAUGGCACUUUGCACGUUAGCAUGCAAAUACACCUAAGAUUUGUGUAAUAACCACUGAUGCUGUAUAAACAUUGAAAGCUCCCCAAAGCAAGGAUUUUUCACUAUGAAUUUCCAGGGAAAGGGGGUCGGAGAGCCAUAUUCCAAGUAAAAACACACAGGAGCUAUUCUUACGGUCAGUGGAAAGUGGGCUAAGGGUGCUUAGCCUGCUUUCCACCGAUCGUGAAACUCACCGGGCUCGCAGCCGAGCCCGGUUGAGUCAAAGUGGGUCACCCGCUUUUGUAGCCCUCUGCGAACCUGGGCUUCCUGAUUGUGAGUAGCCAUGGCAUGGCUCUGUACUGUGGCUACUCACGAGUAGACCCCUGGAGGGGAGGCGAAAAGCCACCUCCCAGCUCUAGGGGUCUCCCCAGUAUGCCCUGCGUGCUCGUGCACGGCAUACUGGAGCUUCUGGGGGCCGUUUGGCCCCUGAACUCCCCAGCCCCCGGCGGCUCUGUCAUGGAGCCAGCAAUUGUGUGGGCAGCCGAUCCGGCCGCCCAAGGCUCCCACCCUGAUCAUCUGUGGGGAGAGGGGGCUUAGCCCGCUCUCCCCGCUUAGCUUCACAAACUGGGUCUCACUGAUUGUGAGACCCAGCUUACAGUCUGUUACCUUUUCCUCCCUCUCAGUACUAAAAAUCCUGACAACUUGGUUUAGGAGGGAAAAGUAAAAUGGUCAUUUAACAUUGACAAAUUGUCUCAGGAUUGGUUUUAUGAUUAAGUGGCUCCAAGUGACUUUCAGUGCAGAAACAAAUGGAAGGAAUUUUGCCUUCAUUUUCCUGCAGUGGAUGUGGUUUUGCUACUCAAUAACAGGAGGGAGAAGAAAGUAACAAGAAUCUAAUACUAUCACAAGACCAAAGAUUCCAGCCAAAUUCUCUUCAUUGUGUAGUAAUAAAGAUUGAACAGGACUGAUUAAACGCUGUUGGGGGAUGGGAUUUCCUUGCACAUUAAUAGACCAACAUGGAUGUCUGCAACCUGCAUCUACCUUGCCCACAAAUCUUCAGCUUUUAUUCUCUGGAAAACAGCUUAGGGAAAAAUUGCACUGGCAAAUAGGUAAUUACACAUCCUUCAACUAUUACUUAUUAGAAAUGUUAUUUUGGGCACAAGCUGUAAGCUGAAUACCAGUUUUUUUGUUGCGAACUUUUGUCUAGAAUGUUUCAUGCUGGUAUUGAAAACUUUACUCUUUAAAAUAUUAAAUGUGCUGUUAUUUGUCUAAACUA
This is a messenger RNA of Hemicordylus capensis (graceful crag lizard), 13415 nucleotides long. RefSeq names its product Ro60, Y RNA binding protein (gene RO60). The transcript has 9 exons. NCBI's taxonomy places the organism in Eukaryota, Metazoa, Chordata, Lepidosauria, Squamata, Cordylidae. The record is from RefSeq and is a predicted model, not a curated record. Bases 350 to 1966 code for a protein of 538 amino acids. Gene Ontology annotation, molecular function: RNA binding. Gene Ontology annotation, cellular component: ribonucleoprotein complex.